Molecule: messenger RNA, 1269 nt
Organism: Ananas comosus (pineapple)
Lineage: Eukaryota; Viridiplantae; Streptophyta; Magnoliopsida; Poales; Bromeliaceae
Product: short-chain dehydrogenase TIC 32, chloroplastic-like
Exons: 8
Coding region: 107-1048 (313 amino acids)
Source: RefSeq, a predicted model, not a curated record
AUAUACGAUACCAAAGCGCAUUAUCCGCCCUUUUGAGGAAACCGCGCUCUCUUUUCCUUUUACUUUCACGAAGAAGAAGAAGAAGAAGAAAUACCCUAACCCUAGAAUGUGGCCGUUUAGUAGGAAGGGGCCUUCGGGGUUUUCAUGGUACUCCACGGCCGAGGAGGUCACGGAGGGGAUCGAUGGCUCCGGCCUCACCGCGAUCGUCACAGGGGCAUCAAGUGGAAUUGGCACUGAAACAGCUCGUGUUCUUGCGAAGCGUGGUGUUCAUGUGGUCAUGGCUGUUAGGAAUGUAACAUCUGGUAACAAUGUGAAAGAGGAGAUUUUAAAGGAGAUACCCUCUGCCAAACUUGAUGUAAUGGAGUUGGAUCUCACGUCGAAGGCAUCGGUUAGGAAGUUUGCUUCAGAAUUCAAAUCUCAGAAUCUACCGCUAAAUGUGCUCAUUAACAAUGCAGGAGUUAUGGCAACUCCUUUUUCGCUUUCACAAGAUGGUAUAGAGCUGCAAUUUGCAACUAAUCAUAUAGGUCAUUUUCUUUUAACAAAUCUUCUUCUGGAGAACUUGAAGAACACAGCUCGUGAAUCUGAAGUGGAAGGAAGGAUUGUCAAUGUCUCAUCUGAGGGACAUAGAUUUUCCUACGGGGAAGGGAUUCGGUUUGAUAAGAUCAACGACCCAUCUAGCUAUAGCAGUCUCGGUGCAUAUGGGCAAUCAAAGCUUGCAAACAUUUUACAUGCCAAUGAACUUUCCAGGCGCUUUAAGGAGGAAGGGGUGGAGAUUACUGCAAAUUCUCUUCAUCCAGGAUCAAUUAUCACAAAUCUUCUGCGCUACCACAGUUUUCUAGAUUUUCUUCACCGGACGGCUGGAAAACUAGUAUUGAAAAAUGCUCAGCAGGGGGCGGCGACCACAUGCUACGUAGCGUUGCAUUCUCAAGUGAAAGGAGUGACGGGGAAGUAUUUCAGCGACAGCAACUUAUAUGAGCCGAGCGCCAAAGCGAAGGACGCUGAUCUGGCGAAGAAACUCUGGGACUUCAGCAUGGAUUUGAUCAGCUGAAACAAUCGCUGCAACCUUAAAUUCAACCUUCGAUUUCUUAAUGCUUUUGGAGAUGUAAAAUUUGACUGUUUAUCAGAAAGCGAUUAGCAACUAUCGAUACCAUUAAUGAGAUGAGGAACCUCAGCAAUACUGCACGGUGAUAUAAAACGUUCCGCGUUGAAACUGCAGUGUGUGAAAGAAAUCUUUUUUCUUUUUUUUAAUUCUAUGCAUCCUUUUCACUA